UUUGUAAAAAAUGUUUUUGCAAGUAACUUAAAGUUUUUUAAACAUUUAUAUUUUGUUGGCAACAACAAUUAUUCUAUGCACACAGAAAAUUGUUCAAUUGGAUGUUUUUGCUCUAAAUCCCGGUUGAUGGGCUAGUACGUGCACAAAAGUCCCAAGAGGCCAGAUGUAAUUGUGAGGAACAGAUAGCAUCUUCACCUUCCUCCUCUCCUCCAUCCUGCGAGCAGCCGCCCGGACAGAGAACGCAACAGGUCUAAUCUUGGAUAGUCUCAAACAAGCUUUUUUGACAUAGAAUUCAAAUUACUGUUGCUGAAAUUAAUUUAUUCAUCUUUAAAUUAUUAUUUUGACAAAAAGUAGAGCAACUGUAAGAAAAGAUGAUUAGAACAGCAAUGGAACACGUAAAGAGGCAUCCAGGGCUCAUCCCCCAGUUAUUCUUCAUCUUGUUGGGAAUGGGAGGAGCCUCGUUGUAUUUGGUCCGUCUUGCAAAGGGGCCCCAUGUCACCUGGAACAAGAAGAACAACCCUGAGCCCUGGAAUCAGCUUGACCCUACCUACCAGUACAAGUUUGUGGCCAUCGAUACUGACUACAAGAACCUGAAGAAGGAGGGACCUCAAUUCUGAGUAUCUUCCCUCUAUCCUAAUGGCACCAAGUCCAGCCCGAAGAACGUCACUGAAGAAUUAAAAUCUGUGAAGUAUUCUUCUCUCAAUGCUUCUAUAAGAAUAUUUGGAGAUUGAUCCAUAAUGUUGAUGAUCAAAUCUAAAUUUGUCUGUUUGUUUUAUCUUCAUUGUUAGUUUGACAGCCACUAAAUUUAGCAAUGAAUGUGCGCAUUGUGAAAAGAGGCAAGAGUGUGCAUAGAUUUGUUCACCAAAUUACAGUGAACAAAAAUAUACAAAUGCAACAUGCAACAAUUUCAAAAAUGUUACUGAGUUACAGAUCAUAUAAGGAAAUCAGUCAAUUGAAACAAACUAACCUGGCCUUUUGGAUUCUAGCUUGAAAUGUACUUAUUCAUGUUACCAUACCAGAACUUAGUGAUUACUUUACAUGAUGGGUUGGGAAGGUUACUUUCUAAAUGUAAUCCGUUACAGUUACUAAUUACUUGUCCAAAAUUGUAAUCAGUAACAUAACUUUUGGAUUACUAUUAGAUUACUUUCCCCUUAAGAGGCAUUAGAAGAAGACAAAAUGUAUGUUACCAAUUGAACAACAUCUUAUUGCAGGAUAAAUCCAUGUUGAAGUUUACAUAGCUGGCCAUAUAUGGAUGUUAAAUUUUACUUUAUGGGUUGGUUACGUAGGAUUCUUCUAACCCAUCGCUUUCUACUACAUAUAAUAAUACAAUUAAAUGAUAUCUUUACAUUUAAAAUUAAAAAUAUUGUAAAGUGGCUGUUCCACUGGAUGUCAUAAGGUGAAUGCACCAAUUUGUAAGUCGCUCUGGAUAAGAGCGUCUGCUAAAUGACUUAAAUGUAAAUGUUAAAUGUUAAAAAUCAAAGUCUAUCAGAAUUCCAGACAUUCCAAUAAAUGUUAUACCCCUUGAUCUUCAAGAAUAGGACUUGGAAAUAUGGAAGAAUAGAUUAGCUAAAUAGUUUUACCUGAGUGUAACCCCAAAACUAAGGACUUAUUAGCCAGCCCUACACUGUUGUUUAUGAUUUUGUUGUCAUGGAGGACUGAUUGGACUCAUUAAUAAAUGCUGCUCUCAUGGAAUGGCAUGCUUUGAGCACCACUAAAAAGUG
Oncorhynchus keta (chum salmon) is the source of this 1721-nucleotide messenger RNA. RefSeq names its product NDUFA4 mitochondrial complex associated like 2a (gene ndufa4l2a). The record is from RefSeq and is a predicted model, not a curated record. The transcript is spliced from 4 exons. Bases 372 to 617 code for a protein of 81 amino acids. NCBI's taxonomy places the organism in Eukaryota, Metazoa, Chordata, Actinopteri, Salmoniformes, Salmonidae.